This is a messenger RNA of Sphaerodactylus townsendi, 2524 nucleotides long. It is a transcript of the gene ACADM, whose product is annotated as acyl-CoA dehydrogenase medium chain. Gene Ontology annotation, molecular function: flavin adenine dinucleotide binding; medium-chain fatty acyl-CoA dehydrogenase activity. The transcript has 12 exons. Gene Ontology annotation, biological process: fatty acid beta-oxidation; medium-chain fatty acid catabolic process. Gene Ontology annotation, cellular component: mitochondrion. The coding region runs from base 82 to 1350 and encodes 422 amino acids. Lineage: Eukaryota; Metazoa; Chordata; Lepidosauria; Squamata; Sphaerodactylidae. The record is from RefSeq and is a predicted model, not a curated record.
GGUCAUGUCAAGUGGGAACGACAAUAAACUCUAAGGUCGCUCCCGGAGUGCUAUUGAGGCGGGAAGAGAGGGAGAAGUGUCAUGGCUGCGCUGAGGCUGACUCGGGUAUUACGAGGCACUGCUGCAUAUGGUUGGAGAGCACAGUCUAGCCAUGCUACUUCACCGUCAGCAAAAAUCAAAUCUGCAGCUGGAUUUAGCUUUGAACUGACUGAAGAACAAAAAGAAUUUCAAGCUACAGCUCGUAAAUUUGCUAGAGAGGAAAUCUUGCCUGUUGCUGCUCAUUAUGACAGAACUGGAGAGUAUCCUGUUCCCCUCAUAAAGAGGGCAUGGGAGCUUGGCUUAAUAAAUUCACAUAUACCAGAGAGCUGUGGUGGCCUUGGCCUUGGCAUCUUUGAUGCCUGCCUUAUUACUGAAGAAUUGGCUUAUGGGUGCACAGGGGUUCAAACAGCUAUUGAAGCAAAUUCUCUUGGUCAAAUGCCAGUCAUCAUUGCAGGAAAUGAGCAGCAGCAGAAGAAAUAUCUGGGGAGAAUGACUGAAGAACCCAUGAUGUGUGCCUACUGUGUAACUGAACCUGGAGCAGGCUCUGAUGUAGCAGGUUUGAAAACAAAAGCUGAAAAGAAGGGAGAUGAGUAUAUAAUUAACGGUCAAAAAAUGUGGAUUACCAACGGUGGCAAGGCUAACUGGUAUUUUCUCUUAGCUCGUACUACUCCUGAUCCUAAAACACCUGCAAACAAAGCUUUUACUGGAUUUAUUGUGGAAGCAGAUAGCCCAGGAGUCCAAAUUGGAAGAAAGGAGCUUAAUAUGGGUCAACGGUGCUCAGAUACAAGAGGGAUUGUUUUUGAGGAUGUGAGAGUGCCUAAGGAGAAUGUACUAAUUGGUGAAGGAUCUGGUUUCAAAAUUGCCAUGGGAGCAUUUGAUAAAACUAGGCCUCCAGUAGCAGCUGGUGCUGUAGGUCUAGCACAGAGAGCUUUGGAGGAAGCUACAAAAUAUGCCAUGGAAAGAAAAACGUUUGGAAAGGUACUCGCAGAGCACCAAACAGUGUCAUUCAUGCUGGCUGAAAUGGCAAUGAAAGUGGAACUUGCUCGCCUGGCUUACCAAAGGGCUGCAUGGGAGGUAGAUGCGGGUCGUAGAAAUACUUAUUAUGCAUCUAUAGCAAAGGGAUAUGCUGGAGACAUUGCAAAUCAAGUAGCUUCUGAUGCUGUCCAGAUCUUUGGAGGAAAUGGUUACAACAGUGAAUAUCCAGUAGAAAAGCUAAUGAGAGAUGCCAAAAUUUAUCAAAUAUACGAAGGAACUGCUCAGAUUCAAAGGUUGAUUAUAGCUCGUGAACACAUUGGCAAGUAUAAGGUCUGAGAGAAUACUGAAAUAACAUCAACAUCACUAAAAAAACAAAGGGCUUUGGUUCCUUGGCAUGCAUUAAUUCAAAUCCACAAAUGAUUGUAUCUUUGUCAGCUAUGUCAUCUUUGAUAUGGAAGAGAAGAUAUGUAGAAGUUGUAGGGGAAAAAAGCAUAACCUUACAAGCAGUAGGCAUUUUUUCCUCUCUGAUUAUCUGUUUUUAUAUCUGCAAAAUACAUAAUAAAUCUUGUCACGUAAUUCUUGAUACUAUUACUUGAAGAUAUCGUGAAAUAUGAUGUAACCUAUGCCUUAAUUAUUGCCUAAGAGUUAACUCUGUCUUCCAAAGUUUUUUUUUUCUUUGCAAACAUUUAACAGUUACCUGGGUUUUGAGGACUAAAUCUUCAUAUAUAUAGGAUUAAGAGUGAUGUCAGUUUAAAUAGGUUAGGGUCCUACCUCCACCAUCUAGAGACCAUGUAAUUGGGAAGACUUCUAGUCAGUCUUUUAUGGAAUAGGAGAACUUAUUGCGCAUUAUAUCUCACAGUUUACAUUGAUUCUUGUCAGUGUAUGGCAGUACAGAUAUAUGCUAAUAAAUGCCCAAUUUUAGCAUGCUCAAUAUUAUGUAUCCUACAAGUUCAUCAUACACGGUAAGAUAAUCAUUUGUACCAGGCCAGAGCAUAGAUUUUCCAUACUACAGCUGUCUAAAAUCACAGUAAGAUCUUAAACAGCAUAUACAGGAUAAUGUGGAAUCUACUUUUGUAAUGGACCCGAACUCUUUCUACUUGAUACCAUUAACCAUCUGAAUCCAUGUUCAUAUAAUAAACUAUAUUUUUGCUUGAUUACAGUAAGAAAUUACAACUUUCCAGAAACAAAAAUGUUCAGUUUAUAUAUACACAGUGUAAACUAGUCUUGUGAAUUUUGGCACUUUUGCAAAACACUGUUAUAUAUUAUGCAACAUGACCUGUGACUCUAGUUUGGAAGUUCUUAUUAGAAAAGCAUAUAACUUGAAUGGUUACUGUGCCUUUGCAUUUGAUUUUAACAGUCUCAUUGAAUGUAUGUUUUAUGGCAUUCAGAUACAAUGAAUGCUGCCAUGCAAUGUAAGAUUUUCACCAGUGUUAUGAGUACUGAAAUUAUUUUGGCUAAUUUUAGUCAAAUUAAAAAUAAACUGUUUGAAACUAGAAUGAUUAAUUUCCAA